Molecule: messenger RNA, 2878 nt
Organism: Spirometra erinaceieuropaei
Lineage: Eukaryota; Metazoa; Platyhelminthes; Cestoda; Diphyllobothriidea; Diphyllobothriidae
Source: the annotation of a GenBank genome assembly
AUGGAGAUGAAGGACGCUUGGACGCCUCGCAAGGCCGAGGAGACCCAGGGAUACGCGGAUAGCAAUGAACUGGAAAACCUCUUUGCCGCGAUCAAGGAUGUCUACGGUCCCAUAGCCACAGGAAGCGCUCCUCUCUUCGACGCCAACGGAACUACCCUACAUAGUAAGAAGACGCAAAUGUUUAAAUGAUAGGCCGUGCACUUCAGAAACGUUCUAAGUCGUCUCUCCACCUUCUCCGAUGCUGCCAUUGCCCGUGUGCCUCCCAUGGAGGCCAAUGCCUACAUCGAACUCGCGUCCUCUCCACACGAAACCAUCAAGACCUGCAGCAACUCUCUAGAGGGAAGGCGCACGGAUCGGCCGCAAUCCCUGCUGACAUCUGCAAGCACGGUGGCCGCAUCAUAUGGAACACCUGACCGGCGUUAUUUCAGGAGACGUGGCUUCAAGGAGACGUCGCUCAAGAUUUCAAGGACGCUGCACUUUUCAGUCCCUACAAACGGAUAGAGAACAGCCAAAUCUGCGACAAACACGGAAUAAUAUAACUGCUCAGCAUCGCCGGAGAGAUUUUUGCUCGACUUUUCCCAAAUCGCCUUAAAAUUUACCUGUAAAAAGGACGCUUUUCGGGAAGCCAGUGUCGUUUCAACCUGUAUCGCGACACAAUUUACAGGAUAUUUGCCAAACGCCAACUUCAGGAGAAAUGUAAGGAGAUGCGGACCCACCUCUACUCUACCUUUGUGGAUCUGACGAAAGCCUUCGACACGGUCAGCCGCGAAGGAAUGCGGAAAAUUAUGCAGAAAUUCGGCUGUCCCAGGCGUUUCAGUCAGAUGAUGCGUCAGCUCCACGAUGUCAUGACGGCGCGCGUUACGGACAAUGAGGCCUUCUCAGAGGCAUUCUCAGUAACGUAGAGGGUGAGGCUGAGCUGUAUCCUCGCACCUUCUAUCGCCAGUCCCAUGCUUUCUCUCAUGCUGAUGAACGCCUAGAGUGACAACCCCCCAGGAUUCUCGUUGCCCAGAGGACGGACGACCAACUCCUCAAUCAUCAGUUAACGAACUUCUAGUCGCGUGUAUCAACAACUACGGUACAUGAGCAUCUCCUUACCGCCAACGGCGCUCUCAACGCAGCCACAGAAGUGGGAACGCAAAGGGGCAUGGACCUAUUCGCUGCCACCGUUAACAACCGUGACCUCUUAAUCAACACGGACAAAAUGGUGGUUAUGCAUUAACCCUCACCCGGCACUAAGUCGUUUUCAAAAUCGACGUGAACGACGCCCCACUGCAAGCCGUGGAAACCUACCCGGACAGCACCCUUUCUCGCAACACCAUAAUCGACGAUGAAGUGGUCCGUCGGAUUUCCAUAACCAGCCAAGCAUUCAGAACACUGCCUGGAAACAUCACAGUUUCUACCUCAACACCAAAAUAAAGAUGUGUGCGUCGGUCAUUCUGCCAACGCUGCUCGUCGAAAGAAGUGUGGUAGACAAGACAAAGAUUCUCGAUCAUAAGUCAGGGAAGACGGAGUGAGUUGGACAACCUUUUCUGUUUUGGAAGUGCGUACACAUAGGCUUUGUAUGUAGUCGCCGCGAGCGCGCUCUCCAGGUCAGUUGUUGUCUGUGUCUGCCUUCGAGGUACUGAGACCCCGCGCGUCCGCCAGUCAGUCAGAGGGGGGACAGCGUUGAUUGGCCUGGAGCACUCGCAAGGUUAAUGACAAGCCUCGCGCGUCCCAGCAGCGUAUCGAUAAGGAGUGUGAGGCGGACAGAAAGGCAGCGUGCCAAAGGCGGAGGGCAAGGAGACGAUAACUGCCACAUGCUGUAUGGAGCGGAGUCCUGGGCGGUGUACUCGGAGCGGGCGCGAAGACUCUGUCAACUUUCAAUCAGCUGUCUUAUACUGAUACUGAAGUUGAUGUGGCAGAACCAGAUCCCGGACAUGGAUGUACUGGAGCGGAUGGCAAUCCUAAGCAUUCACGCCAUGCUGUGACAAUUUAAACUCCGCUGAAGCGGUCACUUCGUGUUAAUGAACCAUGAGCGGUUACCGGAACGACUCUUCUACGGAGAUGUCGCCACAGGUUCCCGCCGACAAGGAGGUUCAGCCCGACUCUACAAGUGCGCUCCAAAUGCUUCUUUCAAGCGAUCAACCCUGAAGACCUCGCUCGGGACCAACUGGCCUGGAGGAAGACAGUGAAGCCAGCCUCAGGGAAAUGCGAAUUCAACUGCAAAUCUUGAGUUCCUCCACCCAGCAACGUCAACGCUCAACCUUCCCUAGCAUGUCCACGAUGUCAGGGAAUAUUCAAUGCACCAAUUGGUCUUAUUGGACACCUAAUAAAAUGCAGUACCCAGACGACACCAUCUGAUAUAUCUCCAUCCAUCCUAGCCUGUCCCCCCACGUCGAUAAUCACCCAUUGCCGAGGUCCUGGUAGUCCACUGCCAUACUCCAUCGCUUCAACACAUGCUGCGGCGGCUGCUGUUACCACCAGCACCGCACACAAUCCUGACACACCGUUAAACAUCAACCUCGUCACCGGCAACACCACUGAUUUAGACACGACCCUAACCUGUCCGCAUUGCGGUCUCACAUUCACCUCGCAUAUCCGCCUGAUCGGCCACUUGGGAAUCCGACGCAUAGAGACUGGCGAAACAGUGCCUGGAGAACACACACGCCAGCCGCAUCUUCCUCCACUGUUCGCACUGUCCCGCACAUUCACCCACCGCAUGGGCCUACCCGGUCACAUGUGUAUCCACAACAGUGGAACUAACCGCAGUUCGGACAUGCCUAGCAUAUCUAGCAUGCCUAGCUCAGCCCAGAUCCCACCGCCAACCGCGCCCAUCGCCGGAAACUCCACUACCACCAUCAUCACUGUAGUCGACUCUGGCACUUCAGGUCUAUUCUGA